AUGCUUCUCAAUAUCCUUGGGCCAUUGUCUGUGUUAUUUAUCGCCGCCCUCCCUGCAGUGGAGGCGGCCAACUCAUUCGCUGGUUCCAACCUAUACUAUGCCGCAGGAUUAUACGAAGACGACAGGACUACCCUACUCGAAGGACUGCAGAGCGCCGGAAUGAAGAUUCUGCGCGUUUGGCUCGACGGCCAGUCCUCCUCUCAGAAGGGUACUAAUAUCAACACGUUCCCUGACUUGGAGCCUUCGAAGAUCUGUGACGGUGACGCGUCGUGCUAUGACGACACGGUCUUGGAGCGCCUUGACGACUUUAUGGUCGCCGCACACUCUUAUGGUAUCAAGCUUUUGAUCGACAUGCAUAGCUAUAAUGCUCUUGCUGCUGGAGAUGUCUACGGCCGUGCCUACAACAAAGAAGGCUUCUACACCAACAGUGACGCGCAAUCUGCUUUCGAUCAGCGAUUGAUACAUGUCGUGAACCAUGUGCACACCACUCUUGGGAAGCCGUGGAAAGAGCUUAGCGACUACAUCUUUGGCUUUGAGGCAGAGAACGAGGCGAUGAUCGGCGAUGGUCAGACGUUCAUUCAAGACAACCAGCAAUGGCAAUGUGAUCGCGCAGGUACAAUCAAGGGCCAGCUCGGUGACAAUAGCGGAAUUUUGAUUCUGACGGGAGGUGAAUCUUGGAUGGCGGAGUCAGUCCAACCUGACUUCCUCAAAUGCGAUGCGCUGGACGUGAUCUCGAUUCACGCUUAUUCUCCCGGCGAUCUGUCUACCUCAGCUAUACAGACCUACGUGAAACAAGCGCAGUCGGCGGGAAAGAAGCUGAUCUUGGAAGAAUGGGGCGCAUGCUACUAUGACACUUCCAACAACGACUGCCCCUCGGGGAGUGUCCUCUCUUCGAGCACGCGUAAUGCCAACAUCAAGAACUGGGCAGACAAUAUCUCGGCCGCCGGUCUGCCCUGGCUCUACUGGCAGGUGCUCCCCAACGCAGACCCCCAUUACAGCACCGAUUACGAGAUUGGUCUUGUCAAUGAUGCGUCGUGGAGCACCUUGAAGAGUGCCGCGCAGGCUGCACUGCAGGCCGAAGCGGCGUUUGAUUUCUCUGCUUAUCUCUUGUGACGAGAUGUGCGAAGGGGAUAGUGUAUUCCAUGAAUGAGCUUGCAAUGCGCGACGCUUCUGAUAAUAGUUCUACGUUCCAUGCUAGUCAUAUUGCCGUUCUUAGUCUUGUCAGCGCGUGCCCGAUAGAGCUCAAUCAAUACAUUUUCUCACCCG
Messenger RNA from Postia placenta MAD-698-R-SB12, 1266 nucleotides. Its product is annotated as glycoside hydrolase family 5 protein. The transcript is spliced from 9 exons. Gene Ontology annotation, molecular function: hydrolase activity, hydrolyzing O-glycosyl compounds. NCBI's taxonomy places the organism in Eukaryota, Fungi, Basidiomycota, Agaricomycetes, Polyporales, Adustoporiaceae. The record is from RefSeq and is a predicted model, not a curated record. The coding region runs from base 1 to 1113 and encodes 370 amino acids.